UGGUAAAGGAUCAGUUUGUUUUGGAGCACACAAUAUUUUUAAUAAUACGUGCACGUAAACAUCCAUUUGGUCACAAGUACUCACAACAACUUGGAUUUGUUUUUAUGAUGCAUUAUUCCUCAAGUGAUUCUGCGUAUGAUACUUGAUUCGAAUUCUGAGACAGGAAAUCCAGGAUAAAAUAUUGUUCAUGUGUUAUGAACAGGACUAAUGGACAGAUAUUCAACUACAUACGGUCGAGACAAAUUGGUCAAGUUAUAGAAAAUAUUUAAUUUAUAUAGAACACAGAACCCUUCAUGUACGAAUGCCAAUUAAUCAUGAUUUACAAUUGAUUCAAAACAAGAAUCCUUUCGAAAGGACAUCACUGGCCAGGCAAUUCCAGGUGAAUCUCCGUUUGCCGUUUUGACAUUGGGAUUCAAGAAUACGAAAGGCUCAUUGACAAUGCCAGUGGGCGAUGAUUUUUUCUCUGCUUGAAUGCAGAUUGAUUCGCCUUGGAAGUUACUUUUCUCAAAGAGUCUCCAUCCCAAGGAUCCCGUUACAAUUAUAGAAUUCCUUACGUCGUUGUUCAAACUGGCGUCGGAGUCGGUAAAAUAUUCCUCUUUUCCUUGGAAGUAAAUGUUGGAGUAAAAAGUGAUGGAAUCGCUGGCAGUAUCAGUUGCUGACCCCACGAAUCUCAGAGAGGACGCCUUGCCCUCAAUAAUUUUCAGGUUGGAGCAGUACGAAUAGCCAGACACGUAUUCCAUAUCUCCCAUUUCCUUUGUAUUGUAAUGUGAAUGUUCGUACAAUAACCACCUAAAUAUAAAAUUGAAUAUUCUUAUUUUGCCGAAUGUGCAUACAUAAUAUUUACUUUUUUGGUACUUUAUAUUUCAAAAGCUAUGUAUUCCUUACGUUCCGUUGACGCAUACCGACUGGACCCGAUUAUCAAAUUUUUUUACGGAAAGAUCUGGAAAAUAUGUAGUAGGAACAAAAACUGAUUCGCCGGUUUGAUUUUUACCUUCGUAAACAACAAUUGAGGGGAGAAUCGGAUAAUUGGUACAAGAAACUAAAUGAACCCCAAAUCCUGAUAAUAGUACCAAAAUUGUAUGUAACGUCAUUUUGAAAGCAAUAAGAUGUGGAGUACAAGUAUAAUAAUUUUGUGGAAUCGUGAUCAACUGGUGACCUUUUUAACGACUGUGAAGAAAUAUUCGGUCAUUUAGGGCGAAGUAUGAUUAUUUUUGGGGAUUUGCGUACGCGUGAGCAUGUGCAUGUAGAUUACGAAGAGUUAAAUAUAUGUAUAAAUGUAUGUCUUGCAAUCUUAAACCAAUAUUUGAUUUGAUUAAUCUACUUUGAUUUGAAACUGGAAGAAUGUGCGGGCAGAACGGUGAUUGUUAUGUGCAUAUCGUCGUUGAAGCUGCCAAAAGAGCCAAAUCCAUUUUGUGUCAAUUGACACAAAAUGGAUUUGGCUCUUUUGGCAGCUUCAACGACGAUAUUUGUUAUUAGAUCAUCAAAUGUUUGCUGUGAACUAUGGAUAAACCUUUUAUCGGAAAGUGUUAUGAUGGGUUAAUGACUCAAUCUGGUCAUCUGGAUUUUUGAUUGAACUAACAUCCUGCCCUAAAUUUGCAACUAGUGUUUAAUCUUAUUCCUCAGGGUGUUUCAAUUUCUGUAUGUACAUACAUUUAACAUGCAUACAUACAUACAUGACUGUUAUAUUUACGUAUAUCCGUUCAUCUUUUAAGAUAAUAAUUCAGUAUUGAUGUAUUUAUAUUCACAAGAAGAUGAGUUCACAGGUUCUGAUGUGGUAAAUUAGGUCGGUGGGGUCCAUUACACCAAAAUUGAAGAAUACGACCCCCACUCAACCUGAUCGCAUGACUUCACUCAUGCAAAGCUGCUGCAACUUUUCAUACACAAAUCAAUAUGAAUAUUUCCUUAUGAUUCAACAUGUGCAUUUCCUUUGUAUGUACUGAAAUGUUUGCAUUUCACGUUUCUAGGAGCCUCGUCGCCCAACUCAAAAGCUAUAUGCAAUUGAAAAUGAUGGUUUGAGCAUGACAUGACGCAUGUAUCUGGAUGUACAUGUAUUUUCAUAUUGUGAUGCAGGUCAAAUUAUUUUUCCACUAACCCAACCAACAAAGUUUAGCAUUUGAUACCAUCAGUCAACCAUUUGUUGUUCAGAACUAUUUAUUUGUUAGUCUAGUCAAUUCACAUGUCAAUCUGCAGCAAAAAUACCUCGGCACGUCACUAUUAUUAUUAUUAUUAUUGUUAUAGAAUGUAAUAAAAUACAAGUAUUUUUAAACGUGGAAAUGCAACUGGAUCCUGUUCCAGUCAUGUUGCUGUGCAUCAAUUAACAUAUUUGAUCCUGUACAUGUUUGGACUAGAAGAUUUAAUGACGCAUCAGACAUUAUGCACUCCCACUUCCCAUUAUUUGCUUGUGAUUAAGUAAUAAUAAUUAUAAUGUCCAACGUUAGUUUGUCAACUGACUCAAAUUCACAUGUGAAUCCAACUUUGCACUACAUUCUCUCUGUUCCGGGAUGGCUAAGGAUUACGAAUUUGGCUUUGGGGUUAUUGUGCAUAAUAUUGUCAUCGAUUGGCCAUAGUGACGAUUUCCGAGGGGAGGGUGAAGCGUGGGUGCCCUACGUCUACUAUUAUGGGUUGGGCUACAACGAGGAACGAGCUAAUGUCUGGAGCUUGAUAGUUAUCUGCGUGUGCUUUACCACGUCCUCAGUUUUCCUCUUGUUGCUGUUAUCCACCGCAGGUGCAGUGAAGAGGUGGAGAGCUUGGAACAGAUUUCUUAAUCUGUCCUUAGCUUUUCUUCUCUUGACUGGAUGGAUUUCUGGCCUCUUGGGCUUUCUUCUUUUUCGUCAAGGAUGCUGCAGAGUAGAAGUGUUUGGCACGGAACGAAUUACACACGAAUUGGAUGGAUAUGCACAAGCUUGCCUGUGUCUGAUUAACCCGCAUAAUGACCCAGAUCGGUCGUAUCCAGUUUUAUUAUACCAAGAUGCACCAACGGGGAUACAGUUUGUUAAAGUUCAACCGCAUCAUGCGAAUGCGCACAUUACAAACUUGAUUUCCAUGCUUAUCAAUGUCAUCGUUUACUUUGUUGCUGCGUUUAAGGUAUGAAGAAUGUCUGCAUAAUAUAUACGUAAGUGUUCAAUCGAAGGUAUGUGAGUACAAAUAAUGAGUCUUAUUGUUGCUGGUUAGGAUAUUGUGAAUUGUUUAAUAAAACUAUCUAAAUA
Folsomia candida is the source of this 3206-nucleotide messenger RNA. RefSeq lists its product as uncharacterized. The transcript is spliced from 4 exons. Lineage: Eukaryota; Metazoa; Arthropoda; Collembola; Entomobryomorpha; Isotomidae. The coding region runs from base 2425 to 3090 and encodes 221 amino acids. The record is from RefSeq and is a predicted model, not a curated record.